Molecule: messenger RNA, 1614 nt
Organism: Uranotaenia lowii
Lineage: Eukaryota; Metazoa; Arthropoda; Insecta; Diptera; Culicidae
Exons: 2
Coding region: 1-1614 (537 amino acids)
Molecular function (GO): catalytic activity
Source: RefSeq, a predicted model, not a curated record
AUGGGAACGUCGGGAGUAAACUUCACCAUCUCUACUGGGUUAACUACACCGGGACGCAACGAAUCAGGCUUUCGGGAGUCCCCUGAACCCAUCGACUCAGUCGCGCUGAUUCCAGCCACCGUCAGCAGUCGUCCCGGCCCUGAGAUCGAUUGUGGUGACGGGGUUCUCCAGCCUGCCUCCGCAGGCAAGUACACAGUUCCGAUUAGUUUUCCGCUUGGUGAUGGAAUUUUACCUUCCAGCGAACAACUACCCAGUAUGCCUUCUGGACGGCGUGACUAUAUUAGCAUUUUCUACCAAAACGUCGGUGGCAUUAACUCUUGCGUUAAUGAGUAUUUGUUGGCCUCUUCCUGCUGCUGCCAUGAUGUUAUUGCCCUAACCGAAACAUGGCUAAACGCCAGGACCUUCACCAGUCAGGUUUUUAGUUCUGACUAUGUCGUGUUUCGUUGCGAUCGUGGCCCCAGUAACAGUCUGAAGUCAACCGGAGGCGGAGUUUUACUGGCCAUCAAAUCAACUUUGCAAGCUGUGUCUAUCGACGACAAUUCCUGGGAUGAUCUGGAAAUUGUGUGGGUCCGCCUCGAUCUCGGUAACCGGAAGCUCUUUGUGUGUGUGGUCUACAUCCCUCCGGAUCGUACACGAGAUGUGAGUAUUGCCGAUUCGUUUUCCAGCUGCCUCACCAAAGUCACGUCGCUUGCCUCACCUGAAGACGACAUAUUAAUCAUCGGUGAUUUCAAUUUACCGGGUAUCAAAUGGUGUCCCUCUCAAGGCGGAUUUUUAUAUCCUGACCCAGCUCGUUCCUCAUUUUCGGCAUUCUCCGAAACUAUUUUUGACUCCUUAAGCACAGCCACACUCCGUCAGAUCAAUAGCGUCGAGAAUGAAAACGGACGUAUGCUUGAUCUAUGUUUCGUGAAUGAAGGAAUUAGAACACCGACAAUUGAAUUAGCUCCUGUGCCUUUGGUCAAAUUGGUUCGUUAUCAUCCAGCUUUGCUCAUCUCAAUUGAAGUUUCCGGCUUGGAUAUUUCUUCUAGAAAACCAGCUGCAUUCUUUCUCGAUUAUAAAAACGCAGACUUUCAAGCUAUCUCUGAAGUGUUAGACUCUGUAGACUGGGAAUCCGAGCUUACACUUUCUGAUCCCAAUGCCGCGGCUGAAACUUUUUCACACGUCAUCAAUUACAUUAUUGAUCGUCAUGUUCCGAAACGUUUGGUGAAUGAAAAUUCAAGAGCUCCCUGGAUCACCAAAGAACUACGCCAGAUGAAAACUUUAAAAUGCAAAGCCUUCCGCUAUUAUAAUAGGCACAAAACACAAGACGCUAAAGACCAUUACCGUAAACUUAAUGCUGCGUAUAAAAAAGCUAGCUGCCGAUGCUAUAGAAACUAUCUGACGCGACUGCAACGAAACUUCAAGAAUAGUCCUAAAUCGUUCUGGAAACAUGUCAAAGAUCAGCGGAGAGAAUUUGGACUUCCAACCAACAUGUUCUUGGAGGGCGAAACUGCAAGUUCGGAUCUCGGUAUAUGUCCGCUGCUUCCGGUGUGGUACAAUCGGGGCGCCGACGUCGAUGUAGAGCGCGCCAAACGAGCGCCGUCGUUUAUGUUGCGCCUGAUGUUGGAUGCGGAUUGA